Messenger RNA from Cariama cristata (Red-legged seriema), 1545 nucleotides. RefSeq names its product gap junction alpha-3 protein-like. Gene Ontology annotation, cellular component: connexin complex. Gene Ontology annotation, biological process: cell communication. NCBI's taxonomy places the organism in Eukaryota, Metazoa, Chordata, Aves, Cariamiformes, Cariamidae. The record is from RefSeq and is a predicted model, not a curated record.
AUGGGUGACUGGAGCUUUCUGGGGAGACUGUUAGAGAAUGCGCAGGAGCACUCCACGGUUAUUGGCAAGGUUUGGCUGACGGUACUGUUUAUCUUCAGGAUACUGGUGCUGGGGGCUGCUGCUGAGGAGGUCUGGGGAGAUGAGCAGUCGGACUUUACAUGCAACACUCAGCAACCUGGUUGUGAAAAUGUUUGCUAUGACAAAGCCUUCCCCAUUUCUCACAUCCGCUUCUGGGUGCUGCAGAUCAUUUUUGUCUCCACUCCAACUCUCAUCUACCUGGGCCAUGUGCUGCACAUUGUACGCAUGGAGGAGAAGAGGAAAGAGAAAGAAGAGCUGAAAAAGAAGGGAAAUGUCAAAGAUGGCAACUACCCAGCGGUGUCUGGCAGUGGUGGUGGAGGAGGCAGCAAUAACAUCAAGGAUCCUCUUGGCAAAAGGGGGAAGGAGAAGCUCCCGAUCCGUGAUGAAUGUGGUAGAAUCCGUAUGGGGGGUGCCCUGCUCCGUACCUAUGUCUUCAACAUCAUUUUCAAGACACUGUUUGAGGUGGGCUUCAUUGUGGGCCAGUACUUCCUGUAUGGCUUUGAGCUAAAGCCAGUCUACCAGUGCAGCCGCUCACCUUGCCCACACACUGUGGACUGCUUCAUCUCAAGGCCCACUGAGAAGACCAUCUUCAUCAUCUUCAUGUUGGUGGUGGCCUCUGUCUCCCUGCUGCUGAACAUGCUUGAGAUCUAUCACUUGGGGUGGAAGAAGCUUAAGCAGGGCAUGACAAGCCGGUACAGCCUUGAGAUGCCUGUUGCAACAAUGACACCAGUCAUGGUAACAGGGGAACCCAAACCUGUUGCCCUGCCACCACCAGCACCACCCGUGGUGGUAACGACUGCAGCGCACCCCCCUGUUCUACCUGACACCCGCGCAGUCACACCGCUGCUGGCCCCGGUGACCAUGUCACCAUACUAUGCUGCAGCUGCUCCAAGACCACGGCCCCCCUCCAACACAGCCGCCAUGGCCAGCUACCCUGUUGCUCCAGCAGUUCCCGAGGAGAGGCGCCGUGCUGUGACUCCUACACCCAUCUCCACUCCCGUCACCAUCCCGACCCCCAUCCCCACACCCACGCCAGCUGUCAUCAACUACUUCAACAACAACAGCCACACCCUGGCGGCCGAGCAGAACUGGGUCAACAUGGCAGCUGAGCAGCAGAGGAAGGUGCCCUCCAGCUCAGCAGGCUCCUCUACCCCCAGCAGUGUCCGACGUCCCCUUCCCGAGCAGGAAGAGCCACUGGAGCAACUGCUCCCACCCCCCGCUGGGCCGCCUGUUGCCACAGCCCGCUUUGCCACAGCCAACAGGGGCAGCAGCACCAGCCUGAGCGGGGCAAGUGGGAGCAAGUGGGAUGUGGAGGGUGAGGAGGAGCUGUCAGAGGAACGGCCUGUCUCAACUGCUUGCACCACCGUGGAGAUGCAUGAGCCACCGCUGCUCAUAGACACACGGCGCUUGAGCAGGGCCAGUAAGUCGAGCAGCUGCAGAGCCAGGUCAGACGACCUGGCUGUGUAG